AAAACAACCGAUGCUUCUAUGCUCAAAAAUGAACAUAUCUGAGAUUGUUUUCUAAAAUCUCCCUAAACAAAUGCUCUUUCAAAAAUCUUUAUACGCAUACUAAAAGGGAGCUGGAGAGUUGCAAUGGGAAGUCAAUACCACAUUCUGCUAAAGGUCAACAAAAGGCAGGAAGACGCUGUGAGAAAACUCUUCAAUAAAAAUAAAUGGACGUUCUCUUGCCAAGUUGUUGAAGAUGUAUUAGCAGGAACACUUUCUAAAACAACACUUACUGAUGCAGCUGAAACAGAAAGUAAACACACUGAACAAAGUGCAACCAGAGAUGUUGGGGCAGCUACAAAACCCUACAGAAGGUCUGCUAGGCAUAAAAAGGCGAAAAGAGACAAUAAUUUUGUUACUGAUAUCACUUUAAAAGACAUUGAACCUAGAAGAUCUGCUACUGCUGAAAUACAGGUAGCAGUCCCGGUGAAUUUUCCUGAAAGCUUGAUUGACAAUGACAUGGAUGAAUGCAAAGAAGAAAGUGAUGUAAAUGAUCAAUCGUUUGAACCAGGUGAUGAGGAGGAGGAGGAAGAUGAAGAUAUGGAAUCUGAGGAUGGCUGGCAAGAAAUCGAUGUUGGUUGGCAUAAAUCUCAGAAAGGAAAAAACAUCAAGAAGGAAAGUGAAAUAAAAAAGUCACACUCUUCAAUGAACUUGCCAACAGUCAUUGAUUCAGUGGAUAACCUCAUUUCAGACUUGGAAAAUUCAAUAGCUGUUGGACAGAAAGAUCAAGGUUUGCCUGUAGGAGGACAUUUGGAUGAGAGAGAUGGAACAUAUAAGGAAAUCUCAGUGGUUAUGAAGAACAAAACAUCACGUUAUACCAAAUUGAGACGAUUCAGUGAUCUCAAGAUUGAACAAAGUCCCGAGAAAUCUCCAAGAAGAAAACACCCUGUGCUCUUGAAUGAAGAUUUGCCGAUAAAAUGCUACUACUGUGAUAGCCGGUUUGCAUUUGAAAAAUAUCUGAAGAAACACGUCAACAGAGUUCAUCCAAAUAAAUUCAUAGGAAUGUUCUGCGAAUAUUGUUCUGCUAACUUCAAGAGGCGUCCAGAGCUGUAUGAUCAUAUAAAGACUGCACAUCCAGACAGGCGAGUCAAACGUCUUCAGUGCGAUCUCUGUGGAAAUGUCUUCCGAUCCAAAGGCUCAUAUGAUGAACAUAGAAAAACCGUUCACUCGAGCGACAGAUCAUUUACUUGUGAUAUAUGCAAUAAGUCCUACAAGUCGGAACGGGUUCUGAAAAUUCAUAAGCUUAGACACGGCCCUGCAAAUGAGAUUUGUCCAGUUUGUGGUAAGAGCUUCAGGUUGAGGUCGGAAGUAAAGCAUCACAUGCGUAGACAUCAGAAUGACCGACGGAUCCAGUGUGAGUCCUGUGAUAAAGUGUUUUAUCGGAACAGUGAGCUUAAAAACCAUCAGAGAAUUCACACGGGUGAAAAGCCAUUUAAAUGUGGCUUAUGUUCAUACGCUUCUACAAUAAAAGGUAAUUUAGAUAAGCAUUUGAAAGUCCAUACAAACAUGAAGACAGUUAAACAGCCAAUAAAGACUAAGAAGGAAAAUAGAGAACCUUCAUGUAUAGAUCUAUCAGAUAAACUUCUAGCCAAUAAUGGCUUAUCAGCAACAAAUGCGUCUCGACAGCAGAAGCAAGUAGUUGGUUCAGCAAAAGAUGUGGAAUGGUCAAAGCCCUGUAAUCUACUGGUACCAGAUGCAGGCAGUGAUGUUUGGCACAUUCCAUCUAUGAAUCCACAAGAGAGAGCUGCUGUUGAGACAAUACACCAGUGGCAGCUGAAAGGUAUAGAGCUCAUAAACGAUGGCCAGACAGUGUCAAUAUCCUCAUAUCCCAUACCGAGCACUGUGAAUAUAUCCCAGCGUGAGCCAAGUCCUGAGCCAGACGACGUUGAUCCGGAGACAUCUGUCUACACAACUAUGGAGCCUCCUAGCAACUUACAAACAUCAACAGUCACUAUCAACCCUUGUGACGUUCUCGCCAGUGCGUCUGCUGCGGCUGGGAUCCAGGUUAUCUUCCCGGAUAACCAGCCUGAAGACGCUGAUACUGACAAGUCAGAUGACUUACAAAGACAGUGGGUAUUCAAAGAUGAUGAAAUUACGGACUACUCAAAACUUGCAUCUUUUCUACCAAAGCUUAAUGAAGGUGGUCUGCUUACAUUGACAGCAGUGAGCGAACCUCAACCAAAAUCAGUAGAAGGGAAUGUUAUGACAAUUCCUACAGUUGUCCAGCCUAUGUUUGCACAACUGAAGCCAGAAGAGCAGGAAGCAAAGCAGGAGGGUGUGAGUGUCAGUUGGUCCGGGGGGUCUGGACAUAGCGUUACAGCCCAGCCCAUUGUGACUCAGUGUUCCUCAGGAUCUAUUAUUAUACAGGGAUAUCAUGGGAAUUUCUUUUGAAAAUGAUAUGGAAUAGUAUUGAUAAAGCUAUUUGUCUCCUUACCAAUUAAUAUAUUAUGUCUGAAUGUCUAAACCAUUGUGAAUCACCUUAAGUCAUUACCUAACUAAUGUCAUUUACCCAAGAUAGGUAAUUGUUCGUCAUUUCAUAAAAGAACUUUAUAAAAUCUCAAUUUUUAUAUUUUUAUUACUUUUAUGUUAUAUACCGGUACAUACUUUUAUUCUAUAAAAAAUAUUAUCUUUAAAUUUUACAACUAUAUCAACUAACAUUAAGAAAAGACUUAAUAUUAAGAUGUUUUAUAAAUAUCGCCUCUCGCUGCAUGUAUAUAAAUAUGUUUAUUUUAAACUUAUUUAUUUUGCAACGAUUAUAUGCAACUAGUUAUUACAACACAUACAUGUACUUUAAAAGUAAAUCCUCUUAUUUCUAUGCAAAUACAUGUAGCCAGAAAACAUCUAUUUGGCAACCAAUUGAUUACACUCAUUACCGGUAUGUGCAUAUUGCGUCAAAUACAGUUUCACAUUGUAAGAGCCUUAAAUGCCUUUUAUUUGUAAACAUAUAAUUUAAAUGGUUCAUAUGCUGGUGGAGUCAAGUGCUAACUUCAUUUUGCUUUGUUGCAUAAAGAACUCAGGAAAUAAUGCAAGAUGUUCACUUUGUCUUAAAGAGACAUAUUCUCAUUAGACAUAGACGUUAUUCAGAACUCAUUUGUACCAGGUUUUCUCACUAAGACAGCACAAGCCGUACAAUGAAAAACUACUAUAUGUUUAAUACAGGUUGAACAUGCUAGAAAACUUUUAUAAAUGUAUUCGGUGGGAUUGCAUUAAAUCAAUAGAACUUUCAUAAUACUACCUGCCAUUUCAUAAAAACAAUGUGUUUACGGUUUUAAUCAUGAAUUCAGUAAAAUACAAAUGUAGUAGAAUAUAAUUAUAGAAUGGAGUCAAUGGACUCUGGUUGGUUUGUACUGGGCCCCCACGCUAAAAUCCUGGAAAAAACUGCAAAAAUUGAGUUCCGAAUACCAACUGUUUGUAUUUAUGGUAUACUUUUUUAUGAAUAUUUUAUUUAUUUCUAAGAUAUUACCUUUUUGCAUAAAACAUCAAGUGCCAAAUUUAUUUGCAUAUCGUCUGAAUUUUUGCUUUAUAAAACUGGCUACUGCAGUGGACUCCAGUUCAAUUUCAAUGUACAUGUAUGCGUAUGUAACUAAACAUAUUAAAUACUAUGAGUUAAAGAGUUUUGAUUUGUUUUGCUGUUCUGAUCAUGCUUUAUGAUAUAUCUUUCUACUCGUAGUUUCAUACUCACAUUGUAAGACAUUUACACUUAUGAACCCUGAGAAUAGUUUGCGUAAUGUACAUGGUACUUUCAAAUAUUCAAGGUUUAAUAUAAUUUAUAUGUAAGAGAGUUUACAAGUAACAUCAAAUGCAAAAUUUGAUCAAUAUGUUUGUAGUUGCAGAUUUUUGUAAACAAUUCAGUGCUUUAACUUUUAAAGAUGUAUAGCAUUUACCAUGUGUUUGUUUAUAUGUAAGAGAGUUUACAAGUAACAUCAAAUGCAAAAUUUGAUCAAUAUGUUUGUAGUUGCAGAUUUUUGUAAACAAUUCAGUGCUUUAAAUUUUAAAGAUGUAUAGCAUUUACCAUGUGUUUGUCGAUAAAAAAGAUUGUUUUAAUAAAUUCGUUAAAUUUGCAUAAUUAUUGACUUUAAGCAGUGGGUAAGACCAGCAUGCAGUGUUUCGACAGCUUUUGUUUUUUGUCAAUAUUAUAUAUCGUUUCUUCAUGAUUUGAAUUACAAAUAUUUAGAUUGAAUUGUUUUCUGGUAAUUAUUUUAGCUUUGAAAUCAAUGAUAUGUUAUUAACAAAGAAUUAUGAAAAUUGUAGAUGUAUGGUCCCAGUAAAGUUAUUUUAUACUGCCCCUUGUUAGUGUAUACUUCUGAUAUUAUGAAUUGUGAUGAAAUAAAUGUGAAA
Molecule: messenger RNA, 4374 nt
Organism: Mya arenaria
Lineage: Eukaryota; Metazoa; Mollusca; Bivalvia; Myida; Myidae
Product: zinc finger protein 236-like
Exons: 6
Coding region: 124-2427 (767 amino acids)
Biological process (GO): regulation of transcription by RNA polymerase II
Molecular function (GO): DNA-binding transcription factor activity; RNA polymerase II cis-regulatory region sequence-specific DNA binding
Source: RefSeq, a predicted model, not a curated record